Dendrobium catenatum is the source of this 531-nucleotide messenger RNA. Its product is annotated as protein FAR1-RELATED SEQUENCE 6-like. The coding region runs from base 1 to 531 and encodes 176 amino acids. The record is from RefSeq and is a predicted model, not a curated record. NCBI's taxonomy places the organism in Eukaryota, Viridiplantae, Streptophyta, Magnoliopsida, Asparagales, Orchidaceae. The transcript has 2 exons.
AUGCCGAUGAAGAAGGAGAUUGAUCUGGAGGAGGAUGUUGGUUUUUAUGAGCAGACAUUAUUUUCACAGGUCUCGGAGGAAGCCGAUAACCUGGAGAAUGCCGACGUCCAGGAAACAAGCGCACAUGAAGCAGAACACGUAGAACCAGAUGUUUAUGUUAAUGAGAAAGAGGCAUACGAGGCUUAUCGUAAGUAUGGAUAUAAUCUUGGUUUUAGUGUUCGUAAGGAUCAUCAUAGUUACUGGCCAAAUUCCAGAAAUUUAAAAUCCAAGGACUUUGUUUGUUCAAAAGCUGGUUUCAAGAAGUUGCAUGAUCUUAAUAUCCAAAGGAAAUAUCAAAGAUCAGAUACCCGAACUGGUUGUCCAGCUAUGAUUAGGUUUACAGUGGAUGAAGGUGGAUAUUGGAAGGUGAAAAAAUUUAUUGAAAAUCUCAAUCAUGAUUUGCCUAGGCCAGAAGACCGGCAUCUUCUUAGAUCAUGCAAGAAUAUGUGUGAUGAAAAGCAAUCUGAAGGUCGAAACAUAGCAUCUAUAUGA